Molecule: messenger RNA, 1437 nt
Organism: Trematosphaeria pertusa
Lineage: Eukaryota; Fungi; Ascomycota; Dothideomycetes; Pleosporales; Trematosphaeriaceae
Exons: 2
Coding region: 1-1437 (478 amino acids)
Source: RefSeq, a predicted model, not a curated record
AUGAACGCCGACUCGCAAGGUAGUCUGUGGUCACAUCGCCGCCUCGAUGUUGUUCGUCUAUCUAAUCAAUGGAAAUAUCGGUUAGGUAAAUGGGGCAUCUUCAAGAACAUCUGUGCGGAAGAAGCCAAUUAUAUUCGCAUGGUGAAAAUGGGACUAAGGCAACCUGAAGAAUGCUGGGACUGUUUGGUUGUGGCAAGCGGCAUACUGCUCGACAUCCUCGAGGUCAGACGCUACUGCCAGCGAGAGCGAAAGAAAAAGACCGGCCCACAGGGUGCCAAACGAUCUACCAUUCGUCCGCCUCGCAGGCAUUUUGUAUUCAUUCCUUUGCCAUUCACUUUCAGCAGGCUUGAAGAGCCUUCAAUCUUCAAUAUUUUCCGGCGCUUGUUGUGGUUUACAAGUAUGCACUUCGACAGUUGUUUCGACACCGGCACAUGGUCCAAAGACAAUUGCGGCCUCUAUGGUAGGGCCCAUGAGCUCCGAAUCGGCUUGGUGCAACUCAGCAAACUGCACAACAGAUUGUGCGACGCCUUGAAACAGUUCCGGAGAAGGAAAACCAAUCUGGCUUUCGCCUUAAUAGGGUCCGCUUUCGAGCUUCACGAAGCCAUCGUGCGAACCUACCAUCAUCGACAAUUCCCAGAUAUCCUUGCAAUCAUGCUCUUAAUUGAGCGAGCUGGACUAUCUGAAAUCCAGAUUUGCAUGGCAACCAACCUUUACGACUGGGCCACGACAAUUCUUCAUGAAAACGAUCCCCGGAGACACAUGUUCCGGACGUUGGCGAGCAUACCUUGGGAUACAACCGGCGACCUUUACUUGGCUUUCGAUGCUUAUUGCCGACAUCUAUGGAUGUCAAGGGGAAGCGGAACGAACCAGAUAAAAGCUUACUACUCCUAUAAUCAGGCCAGUCUCCCCAGAGCGGAUGAUGGAAGAUUCUACGAUCUGUACAGAAGAAAAUCACUGGCAGAGAUCGAUCUCAUCCUGAAACAAGUAGACGAGCAACUUGGCGUCUACAGCCACCCAACAUUCUGUCUAUGGCACACCGCAAUCAGAUAUCUGUUGAAGGAGUCGAGACUCGCAGAAGCGGAAUGUGUGGCUCGCAGCCUCAGCCAGCGUCUCCUGCAGGCUCCACACAUGAUCCAAGACCAGGGAGACAUUCAGUUGAAUGUGGACAUUUUGUUAAGUUUCUUUUUGCUUGGUUCGGCUCAACAUUCGCUGUUGUUAUUCGAAAACUCGAUGCACAGUUUCGUAAUGUGCAUUAAGACUCGACGUAUGGCGGUGUCAGAAUACAACUGGGACCCAACAAUUGCAUUCGCGUUGGAGGAGGCGGACUCUAUGGCAAGGAGGCUUGGUAACUUCAUUAUGGCGGAAGGGUUCAAAAGGCAGCUCGAUGGGAUGUACGCCGCAGUGGAGGAGAAAGACCGCAUGCAACAGUCUCGUUAA